GGAGAGUGUUGAACUAAUCUGCACUUAACUGGAGAUGAUUUUACUUUUACAUAUAUCUUAAAUUAUGGGUUGAUUUAGAAUCUUAACGUGAAGCGUCUGUCAUUGUCUGGCAAGGCCUUCAGCAUGGCAACGAGUGACGAUUCUUGAGCUAAUGCAACUUUUGUGUUUUUCGGGCGGCGUGCGUUGUCCGAGAUCUGUCUGCUGAUCGAAGGUAAUUUUAAAAGCUUAAGUUUGUUCGUUUCUUGAAAAGGUUCAAUAGGAGGGGAGAUAUCUUACUCAGUAAUCGUACAUCUAUUGCAAUCAUUUCGAAUGUCCCUCGCGGGAGAACGUGUUUCAAAUUACUGCUGGGUGUAUCGCGUGAUGUUUGCUACUACUGCUCUGAGUACUAGCGUGACUCCGCCAUCGUGGGCUCUGGUCGUUUCAGCAAGCUGUUAUGUCGGAAAUGUCAAAGCGAAAAGCGUGAAGGCUUUUUCUUCAUCUAAGCCUCGUUUAGUAUUUGAAAGAACAAGAAGUUUUAAGUAGCAUAAGGGUUGCUAGGGAUGUGGAAUAUAGAGCUUUGACUGUUCGAUUUGUUCUAUUGGCAAUUUGCUAGUACACCAGUGGUUUAUCUUGUCUACUUAUUCGCAUUCCAUGAAUUGUUUUAAAUCUCAAGUAAAUGAGAAAGAAAACAACAGACCAAUCCAGAAUAUUCAGAAUGAUUCUGGUUUUCCUUUACUUUUCAAUAGUCCUUUGUAAUCUUAUCGAAAUGUGGCCUGUGAUUACUUUUAAGGUUUAGAGAGUCAGACACUUAGACAUGUCUGGAUUAACGAUCCUAAACAACCCUUGUGACGAAAUCUGGUAAGUUUUCAUGUUUUAUUGAUGCUUCUUUAGUUCCGUGAUAUGAAAAUAUGUUGAAGUUUCAGUAAGUUCUUAUGGAGUAACCACUUGAUUGUAAUAAUCAGAAAAGGAUUUUUUAAGUGGAAGUCAAACAGACUUCCAAGUGCAACCUAUUGGUAACCCAGAUUGUGAAUUGGUUGCCAGAGAUAAAACUUUACUUGUUAAGAAUCAGAUCCUUUGUACUGAAGUGCAUGACAUGUUUUCUACUGUUUUAGUUAGAAAUUGUGGUUUUGGCUGGCAAUAUUGUGAUUUGAGAAUUCAGUGACAUUUUUUGGGCUUAUUAGUCAAACAACCAAAAAGAAAGAGGAAAAUUUAUUGUCUAGAAAACAAUGGAACAUUGACUCUAGAAUUUUAUGAAAAUGCUAUACGUCACCGUCAAACAGCUAGAUAUCUUGAACAGCAUAAGUUGCACCUCAAAUCAACUGGAACUUGAACCAUAAACACCAAGCAUUAAAAAAAGACAGUCAAGACUGCAUGUGGCUAUCAAUACAGCUUAAUUUUCAUAGCAUUGAACAGAACUAGAGGCUAUAUAAUGAUGCUAGAAGGUAGUGUUGCAGAAGAUUUCUUUCACAUGUAAAACAGAAAACCUCUUGCAUCCAACAUAUUCAUGAGUACCAUGUUCCAUAAGAAAAAGAUGAUUCAAAAGGAAAAAUUGAGAUGAGCGUAGUUUAAUUAUUAUUGGAACCUAGCAGAUAGAAGAACCAUAAGGCUUUCAAGCCAGCCCCUCUUAAUUAUUACUAUUACUAUUUCUAUCAUUUUCAUUAUUAUUAAUAUGAUUAUAUUGUGUUUCUUUACUUCAGCUUGGUUUAUAAGUAAAUACAUCUCGAUCAAGUAGAGUUUCCAUGUGCUGGAAAAAAAUUUUUUCAAAGACUUUCAGCUAUAAGCCGGGACCUCCUCUAGAGCCCAAAUUUUAAUUCACUUCAGUUUUAAUUUGUGUAAAAAUUGCUUGGCAUAUAGUUGAAUAAAUACGGUCUUUGCUAUCGUUAAGUUACUGGUUGAACAUCAACUAGUCACUGUAUUCUUGAAUCAUCUUUCUUUUAUGAACCAGGUUACCCAUGAAUAUAUGGGAUGUAGCAGGCUUUCUGUUUUACAUGUGAAUGCAAAUCUCCUGCAACACUUCCUUAUAGCCUCUCUAUGCAAUCUCUAUUUCUGUCCAAUCUUAUAUCAGUAGUUACCUGCAGUCUCAGACUGCCUGUUUUGUGAAUAUGUAACCUAAAGGCCUUUAUUUGUGUUGAGUGAAGUGAAGUUAAUUUAGACAUUGUAAUUUUUUAUUUUCAGCAGCUGCAUUCAAUAUUAAAGGUUUCCUGUGAUGUCUGGGCCAUCAAAGGUAAAACUAAUAACUCAUAAAUUUAAUUAUGAAGCUACGAGAAUUUUCAGUUCAAAUAGAACCCUUUUCCUGUAAAGUUAAGCAUGACAUUUAUACCUUUGUUUGUCAUUGUGUAUCUUGAAACUCAGUCCUUUCAGGUUCUUGACCAAGGACAAACUAUUCAUUGUUGUCAGAAUCUUUCAGUAUUUAAUUGUACAGUUAUGCAAUGAAAAACUCACUUAAAGUAUCUUUAAGGAACGUUUUUCUGUCAACACUUGCUGAAGACAUUUAUGUCCCAAGCAGGUGCGAGUGGCUUAAUUACUCCUUUAUUCCUGUAACUUUCUACUUUGUCAGUAUAUCUGCCCAUGGAUGUCUUAAGCAAAAAUAAAUUACAAGUCUUUCAUAGCUUGGUAUUGCUUGCAUGCCAGACACUGUUGUUCCAUCAGUUGCAAGAUCUAAACAGGUGGGAACUGCCUUGUUUCCAUUCUAUACACUUGUGUUAAUGGGGUAUUCCUUGAAAGAGGUUCACACAGCAGAGUGGUGAGUGCCAUGGGUAUUAAUUCACUCGCAGCUCAAUCUGGUUUUUUUGUAGUUGCUCUAAUUUCAUCUGGCUGACAGAUUGGGUUUCAAGUUGUGCAGGAUCAUCUAUCCCAAAUUUCUACAAAUGGGAAGCAUUUCUCUAGUGUUGGGUCCCACUUGGAGUUUCUAUAACAAUACUGUUGCCAGUCUUGCUAACCACUUGGGUUUACAUUGGAUUGAAUGAUGUGGAGAACUAGUCUUUUUGUCUUUCACUAGCACUUGAUCACCAAUGUGAAUAUCUGAUUGUUUUGUGUUUUUAGCCUUGUCUGUAUAUGCUUUAGUCUUUUCUUUUACCCUAACAAGUCUGUAUGUGGCAAUCAGCAUGUAGCUCAGGCAAUUUUGCUCCCAUUUUCCUUUUAACCCUUUGAAUAUCUGGAAUAUCUGAUUGUUUUGUGUUUUUAGCCUUGUCUGUAUAUGCUUUGGUUUUUUUCUUUCACCCUAACAAGUCUGUAUGUGGCAAUCAGCAUGUAGCUCAGGCAAUUUUGCUCUCAUCUUCCUUUUAACCCUUUAACUCCAAGAAGUGACCAACAUGUAACUUCUCCCUAAGAUAUCCAUACGUUUUCUGGCAAACGGUUAAUGAGAAUACUCAAACUUAUCUGGAAGAAGUUUCUAUCUUGAUUUUACACCAAAUUCUUGUAACUAAUUUACAAGGAAUUGUGUAGCAGCAAGAGGAGAGAAUUGACAAUCAGAUCUUGGGAGUUUAAAUAUUAAACAAUACCUCUCAGGACUUUUAGCCAAUCAAUACCUCACUACACACUUGCAUAUCUUCUUUAUCCUUUAUCCAGUCAACUUCUACAGCUUGAGCAAUGCAGGUCCUCUUCAUUAGGAUGGCAUUUUAUCUUUCAACUUCCCUAUUGGCCUAGGGUGGUUUUGGUGUGGUCUUAGGAUGCACAAUGCCAUUCUGCUUAGGGUAUUCUUGGAAUUGUCUCAAUCAGAAUUACGGUUUGCUGUCUGAUUUGAUAGUUAUGGGAAGCCCAUGGCUGCUGAGGAUCUCUUCUAGGUGGUCAAUCACUUCCACAUACUUAAGAUAAUGGCCAUAGUAGUUGACGACAAGUAGUAUGGAUGGUCCAGAUGGGAGUGGCUGUAGAAGGUCCAUGGCUUGGUCUCACUAAGGACCCUUUGGCAAUGUCAUUGAUGUCAACAGCUCAAGGGGAUAUGGAUGUGCAACCAGUUGACAUUUGUAACAAGAUUUGCAGAAUUUUUUUGCUGCCUCAUCCAUAGAAGGCCACCAUACUUUGCUUCUCAAUUUUUUUUUGUUCUAACAAUUGCAACAUGUAAGUGUCCUUUAUGAGCCAAGGUAAUGGUUUGGAGCCUUAGCUUGCUGGUCAGCACAAUAAAGGUACCUUCAUAGGACUAUUCACUGAUCACACACACAGUUCACAAGCAGCUGGUGCAUAAGCCUGGCAUUUAUCAAAUCAAACAGUUAUAUUUGCUGCUCUCAGAGCUUUUAGCUCUUCAUCCAUUGCAGAUACUUCUUCAAUUUCUCUUGUGGUGUGGUGCUGAUGGUUGCAAAUCGAAGAUACUCUUUAGCUAUGUGUUGAUGAUUUGUCACUUUGUUCUGACUCAGCAAAUGUGAAAGAGGGUCGGCUAUGGAUGUAGGUGGAUUACCCAAGGAUCAUUGCAGGAACAGGAUUUGGAACGGAGCCAUAGAUCACUUCUAGUUUGUGAUCAGUAACCAGAUCAAAUUUCAUCUCAUAAAUGUAAAUGUAGGCAUGGUACCUCUUGCAUGCUCAAAAAAGGGCAAGGGCUUUUAUUUCAGUCUGGAAGUAUUUACAUCCACACUGAGGCUGUGGCUUGCACAGCAAAUAGGCAGUUGGCACUAUUCUGGUUCCACAUUAACAGGGCUCUGAGGCCAGAAGGACUUACAUCUACAACAACCCUUGUUGGUGCAUUCUUUUCAACAUAUGGCAAUGUUCCUGCUACAGCCAUGUUCUGCUUUAGCUGCCCUUGUUAAGUUAGCUUAUUUGUCCCCCUCUCCCAAAACAAUGUUAUAUCCCGAUUCCCCAAACUUUUAGCUACAUACAGGCAACACUGAAUGGGGGAGGGGGUGUCAUGUCAAUGAUUCAGUGUGUGGUAAACGCAGGAGUGUCGUUCUACAUAAAUAGAACUCUACAGACUGGAUGUGCCUUAGAGCCAUUCAUAUUAUGUCACAGCCCUCUACUACUGGUAUGGGGUAACAACCAUGCACAUAUAUGCAGAGCCAAAUGUCACCAUCUGUCUUUGGAAUAAUUACUGCUGGUUUCACCCAUGGUGUUGGAGCAUCAACUUCUUCUAUGAUGUCAUAGUCUAAUAGUUCUUGAACUUUCCUUCCCACUUUGUUUUCUAAAUUGAAGGAAAUUUGCCUCAGCUGUGUGCUACUGGUUUCACUGUUGGGUCAUUGUGUGAUAUCACAUGUUUAGACUUCAACUUUCAAAUCCCACUGAACACAUACAGGAAUUAUUGUUGCAGUUCUCUGUUGAGUUCUCUGUUUGCCAACUAAAAUUUCACACACAAAACAGCCUUUUACUUCAAGAGGCUUGCUGGACGUAUGAGCAUGUUAUAGUUUCCUGUCCACAGGGGCAGUUUCAGAUUUACUCUUUAUCUUCUUAGCUUUUAAAUCUUCCCGGUUUUCUUCGUCAUCAGUGUUAUUGGUGGCCCCAGAAUCCACCAACAUCUCUAAUUCUACCCCACUCACAGACAACUUAAGCAAAUUUGAGUGGACUUCAUUACUGAUUCUGAAAGCAGUUAAUCAACUUGAUCCCUAUUUGCAUGUGAUUCUUCUUGUACUUGUUUAAGCCCAAGUUUUUUUGGUUUGGUUUUGCUAACACCAGCAAAAUGAUCUUUUCCUAUACACUUCCUUCAAGUCUGACCUCAGUAGCAAGGCAUUUUGGAUCUCCACCCAGGUGCCCACUGGACCCACAACUAUUGCAAUGUUUUUCUUGUUUGUUUCCUUUACUCUUUUGUUGACCAUUAGGUCUGCCAGGUUUUUCAUGAACCCUGUUUGCAUCUUCUGUACCCUGUUACUCACACUGAGAUGAGAUAUUUUGUGCUCUGCCCUUUCACACUGUUCUGGGAGUACUAACAUCCAAGUGAGGGUUAGCUCUUGCCUUUCUUCAAAUAAUUUGUGGUUUACAAUGUCUGACUUACAUUUGUCUCUUAUCUUUUUGUCAAAGUUUGCUCCAAAAUUGCAAUAUUUCCCUCCUUUUCUUAAUCCAGUUUCAAACUACAAAACAGUCCUGCCUUCCUUUUGUUGGGGUUGGUGACAUUUCUGACGAGCAGAAGCUGAGUUGACUAGGGAAAAAAAUAUCCAUUUAAUGCUGUAACAGUGGCAGGCGUAAUUGUUUGCUUUGCCAAUGUUCACGAGUUUAGAGAAGAUUUCUUGGACAUGUGGGCAUGUCAAAUGAAGUAGCAAAGCUGUUCUUCAUUGUCUUGUGGUUGCCUUUUUACCUUCAUUUAUAAUUAGACCUUUAUCAUCCACAAAUAAUUCUAUCGUGGUCCCAACAUAGCAGGCUCCAAGUCACAAUCAAAUCUAGGAAUUGCCUUUGAAGCUCUAUUUUUGUUUUAAGACACCUUGUGCCAUGCUCAUGCUGAGCUAAUUCCAUGCCUAUCCUCAUCGCCAAUGUUGUGCUUCCCUGCUAUGUAAAUGAACAACCAUGAAUUGCACACAAAUAAGCUGACCAUGUGGUUUUGUAUUCUUUUUUCUCUCUUCAUGCUCUCUUGGCCAUUGUUUUGUAACACAUGACAAAAAAUAUAUUUUAUUAUAACUUUUAUUUAUUAAUAUGAAAUAUAUUUUAUUAUUGCCAUAGAGAGAGCUAUUCUAAAUCUGUGCCAUUUUGCUCUUGAAGGAUUUGGCCACUCCAAGUGUAGCCCCUUCAUCACAGGAAGGCCAGAAAAACAGGAGACUGAAAGUCACUUUGCUGAGCAGUGAGUGGAGAUCAUCAACUGAUAGAGAAGUUUCAACUAUCAAUAGAAAGCUUGCUAUACAGUUAGCUAAGCAUCCUAAUGUGGAAGUGAGUGUGUUUCUUCCUGAGUGCAGCAAAGAGGAUAAGAGAGAUGCUGAGAGCCACCAAAUUCAGCUUGUUGAAGCAGAUAAACUGCCUGGUUAUGAACCAAUUUUUUGGUUGUCAUCUUUACCCAGAAACCAUGAUGUAGACUAUAUCAUAGGACAUGGAGUGCAUCUUGGCAAACAAAUUCCACUUAUAAAGAAGAAUCAAGACUGCAGAUGGAUUCAAGUUGUUCACAGUGUUCAUGAAGAAGUGGGAAUGUACCAGAACAUUUCUGAAGGAGAACAACUUCAGCAAACAGAAUUAGAACUUUGUCAGAUGGCCGAUGAGGUUGUAACAAUAGGAUCCAAAGUGGCAGAGGCUUACAAACGCUACCUUUGUUCUGCUAAAGAAGAGAAAACCAUUUUAGAUCUCACCCCAGGUGUUUUCUCUGAAUUUUUUAGUAUAGCACAAGUCACUGAUGAAAGGAGAACAUUCUGUGUUUUAGUGAUUGGAAGUGGUGACAGCUGUGAAGAUUUCAAUGUUAAGGGGUUCAACAUGGCAGCUGAAGCAAUUGCUGAGUUAAAAGAUGCAUCCUACAAACUGAGGUUUCUUUAUUCACUGAGAGAAAAAGGCAAGGAAAUAGCAGACAAGUUGCUUCAGCAUGGCAUCAGUUUUAAUCAGCUAAUUGAUCGCAACAUUGAUGACAGCAGAGACAUGCUGGCCAACUUAUUUUGUGAGGUGGAUCUUGCCAUAAUGCCAUCAAGGACAGAGGGUUUUGGAUUGCCUGGUCUUGAAGUGUUAUCUGCUGGUCUGCCUGUACUUGUCAGUAGUAAUUCAGGACUUGGAGAAGCUCUCAGAGAAGUGCCCUUUGGCUCAUUUCAUGUGAUAGACUCUGAAGAUCCUAAAGACUGGGCUGAAGAAAUUAAAGCUGUGCGUCAAAAGGAUAGGAAAUUACGCCUUCAGGAGUCAACAUUUCUUCGUGAUCGUUAUCAAGAAACUCAUGAGUGGGAGAAACCAUGCAAGAUCCUGGUGGAAAAGAUGCAGAACUUUGCACCUGGUAAAAAGCUUUCAUUUAUAAUAGCAAUGUAUUUGAAUUGGAUAACAGUGAAACAGUGAAAACAUGAUGGAAAAUACACUGUUCUAACAUGCCCAGACAUACUGUACAUGCUGUAGGCCAUUAAGGUUUUAAAUGAUGAUGGCCAAGACUCUUUAUUGGCCAGCUCUUUGUAGGAGUGGUCAAAGAAGAUAUCAAAUGCAUGUGCUCUCAUAUAUAUAUAUAUAGAGGUAGGGGGGGUCAGGGAAUUUGAAAUUAAUUCCAGUCAGACCAGCCUUCACCUGGGAGUAAAGUACAGCAUAUCUAGGUGCUUAGUGCUACGGAAAGCUUAAGAAAGGUUUGCUCCAAGGAACCAUUUUUUGAUAUACUUUAUCUUCAUAUGAUUAAUAGUUUGAUGUGUGUUUAUGGUUUAAAAUGUUUGUCUUCUUUUAAAUAUGAUUUCAGAUGCUUUAUCCUAUGAAUUCCACUCCACAGGUCCAACCAGUGAAAGUCCACAAAAACAAGAAGAGCUUAAAAAAUGGAAACUGAAGACAAAGAUUGUUGAGAAAAUGAAAAUGAAAGGUGAAAACAAAAUUAAAAGAUGUAUUAAGUUAUUAUGGAAAAUUGUUGUGAAAAGUAAUAACAAUUUUUUAUUUGACAAAACUUUGAAGAAUUGUCUCAAGGCAAUAAUGUGGAAUUGAUAAUUGGUAUAAUUAUUUUAAAGAGCACGACUUAUGGGUAACAUACAAAACAUAUCUGAAGAGAGGCUGUGAAUGCUUAUCUCUCCCUUUACUUUUUGCUGUUAGGUACUUCACCCCCCACUGUAAUACCCACUUCUGGUCACAGAAAAGAACUUAUAGAGAAAAUGCAAGGAAGGAAAGGUGAACAGGAAGCUCAGUUUGAAUUAAUUUUUCAAAUGAACAUGUUCAGUGUGUUCAGCUAUCAUGCCAGGUGUAAAGAACUGUGCUUUUGGGAUUAAGCAUUUAAGGUUGCUAGGGUCUGUAGGGUAAAACUUAACUGACAAUCAUUUGAAAUAGUUUCAGUUCUUAUUAAAAAUAUUAAUUUUAAAGAAAUUGACUCUUUCCACCCUAACAUCAAUAUUCAUAUUCUCCAUACUGUUCUCUGAUCAUUUACUAAGGUGCUGACAAGGAGAAUUUGUCUAACAAUCAAGAAUUUCUGUUAUUGGUGAUCAUUUCCUUUAUUCUCAUGACAUUAAUCUGUGAUUCAGUGGUGAUACUGUAAGGGUUAAAACCCAAGCGAGUUUUCCCUAAGGUAAUGUUAAGAUGGUAGUGGCUGGGGAUGGUGAAACGGUUUUAAUAACAAUGAUAAAAUAAUCAUAAUCAUUAUGAUAUUAUAAUUAUAGUAUAAUAAAGGGUUUUUCCAACCUUAAUUAUAAAUGAUGUAUUGAAAAACUGACAUUGAUGAUGUAUUUUAAAUAAAUUUCAUGCUCUAUAUAUAGAUGGUCACAUAUUGAUUUUCCAUGUUAUCAUCUCUCAGAUAAUGUAAAAGUAACACCAUGAAUACUAAUAUUGCUGUAAACAAUGUAAAAUAAUGUAAAUUAUUCCAAAUGUGAUUGUGCCUCAUUCUCUACCUAUGUUGAAGGGAAUUUGAGCUUGUUUGUGGAAUUAAAACAAUAUACAUGAGAUACAUAAUGUAUUUAUCAAAUUGAUUUUUUCAACAAUUUUUAAAAUCUAUCUUUAGGUAUGCCUGUUUCUGACUAAUAAUUAUUGUCAGUAGAAAUGCUAAUCUCUCUCUGUAUAACUUUGUUUUUAGGCAUGUUUCCUCUCCCUGUAUCUUCCACCUUUGAUCCUGAAGAAGUAGAAGAGCCACAUAUGAAACUUCCAAGAAUGGAAGGUAAAUAAAAGAUGCUGUUAAAUUAACUUUAAUGGUAAAACUAAACUAAGAAUGCUUUAAGAGUGUGCCCAUGAGAGCACCAGGCAGUCAUGCAACAUGCCAUCUCACCAAUUUCAAUGAAACUUUGCCAGGUUAAAGUGUCUACCCCAAAAUUCAAAUAGGCAAACUGGUUUCUGUUUAGGGUUAUUUCCAGGGGAAGAUAGGUCAGCCACCCUGGUUUUUCUUGGUCUUCACCAAGGAAAUUGCAUUCCCUUAGAUUUGGAAGUAAAAUAUGAAAAGUCAUUACCAACCAGAACCAAACCCCUUCUUCUAUUAAUUUCAAAGAACCUCAGUCUGUUAUCGGUAACUUUAUCUCUCAGUCACAGAUUUUAAAAGGCAUCCAAGACAAAAAUAUGGCAGUGCACAAAGAUGGUUUUCAGAGUUUGAAAUGAUGGAUUAUAAAGGGGAAUUAAAAUUAGUGUUAUAGCUUUCUAGCAAGGAAAGGUAUUUUACCUCAAAGUUAUCAAAUACUUGGAUGAACCAAAAAGUCUUAAAGCAGAGUCAUUUAUUUGCCUCUGUUGAUUGACAAGCCAUCAAUAAAAUUGACUCAUACUUGAGUUGUGCAUUAAUUAAGGAUGUAACAAGAGGUAUGUAAAGUCUCAGAGUAAUGGGUUAAAUACCAUCACAUUGAGAGCUUGAUACAUUUUACCUAUUUUGAAGUAAUUUCUUUGGUGAAAACCUUGUUCUUAGGUGCUUCAACCCACCUGAAAACCAAGGUCUCUCUCCCCUGGAAAUAACCAAAACAGAAACCAGUUUGCCUGUUUGAGUUUUGGGGUAGACCCUUUAAAGUGGCAAGGUUUCAUUGGAAAUCUGUGAGACUGCAGUAGCACAACUGCCUGGUACUCUUGUGGACACACUCCUUUUUUCCCAUCAUUUAAAAUGUAGAUUUUUCCCCAAUCUCUCCUUCAGUUUAAAGGAGUAAUGAGUUGGCUGUUGUGAGGGUUGAUGGAAUAGGCACAUUUAAGUUUGACAUGAGGAAGACACUGAAUGCCAAUUUUGCUUCACACUUUUGGUCUUAGGUGCUUCACCCCUAUCUGAUAUGUUCACCACUAUUCGUGAAAAAGAACAAGAAGAACUACCUAAAGCUAUGAGACUUCAGGAAAGAAAAGGUGAAGUGAAAAAAGAAUCAGGAACUCAGAGUAAGUCAAAUCUAAUAAGAGGUACUAAAUUUAUACAGUGGCUGAUGUAAAUAUUUGUAACAUUUAUAAACAUUUGAGCCCAAGGAACUUGCUUGAGAUAGAUCUAUAACACAACUUGUAUUUUUUUUAAUUCGUAUUAUUUAUUAUUAGCUGGUGUACUUGUUCUUCUGUCAUAUGAUUAAAUACAACUGCAUAGAUGACCUUUAGUUCAUGUAAUAUUCUGGAAGAGCAACUGCAACUGAAAUAUUGUUGGCAGUUUUUUCACCAAGAGAGCAGAAAUGUAGAUUCCUUUUUAUAGGUUAUCUUCUUUUGUUGAUGUGUGAUUGACUCCCAGUGGCUUCUUGUGAUGUUUUCCUUGCUCCAGAUGGGUUACUGUUUUUACCUGGGUUUUGCUUUUUGUUGUGCAACUCAAUUUAAAGAGAACUAUUAUACGUUUUAUCUGAUACAGUAACUCAACCUAAAGUCUUAAAACUUGAGAUGAUAGUCUGCUUAAUAUUUUCUUCUUCUUUUUUCAUGUUUUCUUCCUCUGGAAAUUAAAAAGAGUUAUCUAUAAGGAAUAACAAGAUCAGUGUUAAGAGGUAAGUAUGCUUGAAAAGUGGAGUACAGUUAUUAAAUUUUUUGCCUUCUCAUUUACUGAACAUAGGCAUGUAACCUCAAGGUCCAGUCUCAUUGCCUGCAUGGCUUCAACAAAUAUGUGUUUCAUGAAUUUGCUAGCAAAGUGAGAAAGAAAUAUCUGUGAGCGAGCCAUGUAGCAAAGUUGGAAAAGAGCAGAUUUUUUUUGUGUGCAUUUUUAAUGAAACAAUUAUUCUACUCAGGAUUGCAGAAUAUUAGAUUAUCAUUACCAACUUGGGACUAUUCACCUUGUUGGUUAUUUAUCAUCUCAUAUUUGGCACGCCCCAGCAGAAUAAUAGUUAAUUAGUGCUUUUGUUCAACAUCAAAUUUGGAGUACCUAAGGUAAAUAAUUGAAUUAUGUAACCAUGUGACGGAUGUUUGCAUUGAACAGCAUGCACAGAGAGUUACUAUUUGAUUGUUAAUAUUAUUGUUAUAAUUACUAUAUAUUACUGUUUUUGUUGACGAUAAUACCCUUUGUUCCAUCGAAAAGAAGACCAAAGAACCAAUACGAAGGGAGAACCGUAUUUAAUUUAAUAACACAAUUCAGUCUAAAGUACAAAGAAACAACGUUGGCCUUGCAAGCGUUCAAAACAAACAGAAAAUUAACUGUGAUAACCUGAAAAUCAACUAAAAACUUACUUCUUGACUGCCUCCGUACUUGUGGCAAAUAACUGGCUAGCAAUUAUACAACAACUGGUUAGCUUGGUUGAAGCUGAACUGAACAACUGAACAACUAGAUUACGCGUCAUAAAUUAGACGUUUUACGUGACAAACAUUGCGAUAAUUAUUGCGAUAUAUCGCGUUAUAUGAAUUCAAACGGAGCAUGCGCGGAACGGUAAACACAAGUAGCGCGCGCGUUAAUGAAAAGAAUUUUCAGUGAAACACCUUUUCUUGUUCCCUUUCUUUUUUAAUUUGAUUUCACAUCUCUCAUUUUACAGAAGCAAGAUUACCGAGGAAGGAGGGGUACUAAUGGUCCAAAAAGUUCCAUCGCGUGCAAUGAUCCCUCCUAAAGCCCUGUCAACAUGUACAGAGGUCACAUGUUCUUUAUGGAAUCUUCAGAUUCUAUCACCACCCCUUGGAAGAAAUGAGGCCUUAGUGAGCAGUGUGAUGGAACUAGCCUGUGGAAGCCUUCCUGGUACAGAGAAACGUUACGAGUUCAAUGUGAAAGUGAAGUUGGCUUUAUGCCACAGUGCUAGUGACAUUAAAGGAUACGAAUUAGUGAUCAAAGAAUUAAUCAAUGAGAAGACUAAUGAUUGGAGGGACUUGGAAACCAGAUGGGCUUGGACACCAUCAGGUAGAGGCUAUAUUGGUAAUUUACAGGGUACAGCCAUUCUUCCUUAGAAAUUUUGACCUCUUUCUUUGCACGAAACCACAAACAAUUUUGAAUGUAUAAGAAGAUACACAGGCUUUGUAUUUCUUUGUUAUAGACUUACUUUGUCAUUGAAGUAGGUCGUUUCAAUGUUCAUUUUUAUCUUAUGUGAUUGUCCAACGACCACUUCAGUUGUUUUACUUCUGAUAUGACAAUCGUGCUUGCCAGACACAAAUUGAAAGAACUGUUUGUAAAAAUAUGAAGCUGAAUCAACAGAGAUAUAUGAUUGAAAAUAGAGGGUUUCUGAUUGUCAAGAGGAAAGUUAACAACACCUUCUGCCUCAAUUCAGAUAUCAAAGAUGAGCAUUCCGGCGUGGAAGAAUUCCCAGACUGGUUAUUUCCGUUUGCAGAGGCAGAAAUUACGAGUUUUUCUUCGUUUGCCGUGGUCUGGCGUCUCAAGUCUUUCACGUUUAAAAACCUUUCGACCUUGUCAUCUCCCUUUCCCUGCAUUCUGUCAGACCAUCCAGGAGUGAGUGUAACAUUCCCUGAGAGUUCUCUGCCUACAGGAAAAACUUUAACUCUUACCGUAAAGGUACUUGUACACCACUUUUACCAGAAUCGCAUAUACUAAUAUUUUACAUAUUAACAUUAAGCUUUUGCCGUUAAAGAUAAAACUUUUGAACACGAAGGCAGACACAUCAGCCCACGAUUCAAUAAGUGUGAUGUUUCGAUGCACAUAAUUAUCACUACUUACCUUCAGUCAGCGACUUCAGUGAGCGAUGAUUAUAUAUUCAGUUUCCCUUACCGACUCUUUAUUAAGUUGGGGCGCUUUUGAGUUUUCAUUAGUUCACUCAGUACAGCUUCAUCUUUCUUUGAAGGUGCAAGAGGUUCCAUGCAGUAAUGCUAAAUUGAAAGAAGGACUAGUUCCUGGACCUAUUCUUCACAUCUCACUUUCGGAACCAGUUCAGCCAUUAGCACCUGUUAGGCUCACAAUCCCUGUUACACUCCGGGAAGACGUACCCAAAUGUUCGGGUUAUUCGACCGCUGACGUUAGGAUAUUUUUCCGAACCUCUGAAGAGGAUGAAAGAGAAUGGAAUGAAGUCACAGAGCAGUUAGAAAAUAUAGCGGUUCUUGAAAAUGGGUCAAUAACGUUUACAGUUAAACAUUUCUCAAAGUAAGUAUACUCUACUGGCUGUUUCGAAAGCAGCAAUAAACUGCAAAGCAUUCACGUAGGUAGGGUCUUUACGAAUCUUUAGAGAGAAGACAUGCAUCAUUAGGAGACACUUGGGUGUACAAAAAUGUGGACGUCUUAGUUAGAACAACAGAAAAGAGACUAAUUACAAGAGCAAAGGAAACCAAACGACUAGAUUAUUAUUUUAAAUCCGAUUCGUCACCUAUAGGUAUUUAUUGCAAACCUUAAUCGACCUUUCGGGGAUCUCAGUUUAUUACACAAAUCGCGGUAUGACUCGCUUAUUAACGAGAUCUUGUGGGAGCGCAAUUUUUUUUUUGUCCGCCCUCGACGGACGUAGACAGAGGCAUGUUACGCAUGCAAGAGUUUUUUUCGACGUGAGUUGAAAUGGAAUACCAAGUACUGAUGUUUGCAUUUUUCUGAAAGAAAAAGAGCCUUAAAAGAGCUCCCCGAUCAGUGGCGAGCAACUUUUUAAAGAAACCUUCAAAUUUAUCUGAACUAAACUCAGACACGCGUAUUUACUGUUGGCAAAAAAAAAAAACUACAUUGAUGUCAUGCUUCCUGUAGUCUCAUUCCCCCGUUGCACUCUUUCCUUCGCUGCGUGACGAGACCAAGCAGCGGCCUGUUCGCAGACUAAGGCAAUGCUUACUGUCGUUCCUUCGUCAGCGAAUUUGAUUGAUAGCAAAUGUCUCAGCACGGUGAAUUGCGUGAGAAAUUUUCUUAGUAGAGUAGGAUUAUGUCAUAUAAUUUAGGUUGUUUACUGGAAAAUGGCAUUUAAUCUGAGAAAGUCUCUUAGUAAAAAAUUUGGUUAUUUUGCUUAAGGCUGAGAAUAUAUUUUUAACAAUUCUGAGGACUGGGUUUAUUCCUUUGUCCUGGUUAAAAGUUAUACGUCGAUCAAUUCGAACCUUCAACAUACCCACACGGGCAACCUCUGGUCCUUUGAACUUUUGAAGAUUGGUUCGUUCAAAUUCCCGGCACCCCAUGGGCCAAAUUGUGUCUAAAUUCCCCACUCAAGUGCCGUAUUUUAUUGUCAAUUACCCCUCUUCCAAAGAAAAAAUGUUUAAAUGGCGAGAAAAAAGGCAUGGUUUAUGGCCUUUCGCUUGUAAGCAUAAUUGUAACAUGUGAAAUUUUUUCAUACUAUUGUGCCCACUGAAUGCAAGACCUUGGAAUGAAUUAUAGUUGAUAGUAAUUGAGGGAGGUUGUUUCAUAUUUAUAGCGUUUUUUUAUUCACUAUCCAAUAGCUGUUCAUGCAUGCUUUGCGGACAAAAACUUUUUUGUGAAAAUGGCAAGAUCAGCGCUGCGACUUUCUACUCAUUGGCUGGUGACUGAUUUGACUAUUCAAGCUGUAAAACCUAAAAAUCGCACUACUCAAUCUCAAAAAAAUUUGCACAGCGUUCGAAGACCUUUUUUUCCCCUAUUCUUAAACUUUAUUAUCUGGAAAAAGAGCUCAUUUUUACCGCUGGCAGGACUUGACACUUCUAAUUCAAGUUCGUACUUCCGAUUCAAAUGCCCCACCGGGCAAGGUUCAAAUUUCCCACCCACGGAAAGGUCUUUUUGAUCGAAUUCUCCUCCUUCUUGGGUAAGGACGUCAGUCAAAUGUCCGUGGGUUGUCCGGGAGGGGGGGGUUGUUGAAACUUCGGAUUGAUCGGUGCAUUAGCAGUUACUCUGUGAUUCUAAGCGAGCUGGAGCCCAUUACCCGCAGCCUCCAUACCAAUUGUACCCUUGAGUCAACCCAGUCCCGAAUCUUUUUAUUUUUAGAACUGAGAUACGUGGGGGGUUUUUUAAUUUCCCGCGAAAACACGCUGACGUUCGCAUAACACCCUAAAAAAAAUGGUAAACUUUCCGCGCCUUUCGCCAUGAUUGAAAUACUGUCGAGCGGCCUGCAUGUGACGUAAACAAUAGAGGACCACAGCUCUCUUAUGAUUAGCUAUUAUGUAAACACCCGCGAAAAACCCCGAAGGGUAAGUAUGGAAGAUGGAAGCUCCGGGUAAUGAGCUCCUGACGCAAGAGAUUAUUUGUUUAUAUUCUCUUGUUCUAGAAUGUGCGCGCUCUGAUGAUGAAUGAUUGGGAUGCUCUCUUUACUUUGAUGACUAUUUGAAUAGAUGUUGUUAAGUUUGUCUCGUUUUCCUUUAGGUACUGGGUUUGGAUUGAUCGAUUGAAAUCACCCUUUGCUAUCCUAAAGAAUCUUGCCGAUGACCUCUAUAGAAGACUGAUGUCACAAGAAGUAGGAUUUUUUGCUCGAUUAUAUGCAACAGAAAAUGCCAGGAUCUACAUGCUGACUCUUUGCUGCUUCCCACUCCAUCUUAAAGAACAAGUACAAACUCCUCUAUCUCCAGAUCUUCGCCGCGUUUGUGCUCAAGGGGGAGGAAACUCGCAAAAGCCACUGUGUAAAGAAGAUCGGAUGUCUGUGUCUCUUUCCAAAGCAUUUACUUUGAUGCAAGAAGAAAAUCUAGAUAACUUCUUGAGGUGGGUUUAUUAAUUUUUGUUCAUCCUAUUUCCAUUGUGUCCGGCAACUUGGAGUAGUUGCGUGAUGAGAAACAUAUCUUCUGCCUGGACAAUAAGAAAUACAUAGUAUUUAGUCUUGGUUUAAUUUGUUAAUGCUAGGUUUCUCGGAAGUGAAUCUUUUGAAGGAAGUGUGCCUGUAUCCAUUAGCGACUUUAGUAACCUGCAAGCAGAGUUGUACACGAAGGUGCAAUUUAACAAGGACACAUUAUGCACACUGUAUUUCAUUCCCACCUUUCCAGAUCAGGUAUGUAUUAUGUGAAGUUGAAAAUAUUGAACUAGGGGAGUAUAUUUUGAUUAGGAGCUGUUUUAGAAACGUAAUUUUUGAAGCUCUUUCCCUCGGGCUGAGUAACUCUCAGGAUUCACCAACCCAAAAAAACCUCCGUCUAUGCGAAGGUUUUACACCCCUCGCGCUGCCGUGCAAAGUGCGAGGGGUCUUCAAAGAAGAUUAAGUUAGCUCUUACAAAUAAUUCCUUCACUGUACUUCUUUUCAAUUUCAUCAUCUUGUAUCGUUGCAUCUAUUUGGCACUGGUGACGUUAAGUUAGACUUAAAUUGCCACUGGCAGAGCUAAACUACUCUUUUUGUGGGAUAUCUAGUUAGACAGUUUGCUGCAGCCUGAGUUUUGCAGAUUGUUAGUGAAAAUAAAAUGAAGACGCUACUACAUGAGCGAUUUUACGUCCCUGUGAAAUUACGAGAAUGAAUCACAACGGAAAUGGCACUCAAACUCGCAACAAAAAAUCACUAGUGGGAAUGGCUGGUAGUGUAUAGGAUUUUCUUUUAAAAUGAUCGACGACCAUCAUAUCACAUGCGCACUAGAGUCUCCUCGGCUUUGAAGGACUCUAGCUUGGUAAAGGCACAGGGCAUAGUGUAUAUUGUUAGAGAGUCAAAUGUACCAAUUGACAACAAUUUUCUUGCGACAAGGCCAGAGAACUGAUAAAUAUAAAUGUCGGAUAUAAUAUUUUUCUAAGAGAUUAAGUUUCUCUGUUCCAGACCUCUUCUCUCAGGAACUUGCCUUCUACAACACAGGUAGCCACGCCUGAACAAAAGGACGAUCAGGUGAAAAAGGUAACGUUCUAAAAUAUCAAAGAAAAUAGCUACAAGAAUUAGCAAUUUCAACCGACCCUUCAAAUAUCCAUAGUUUUCAAUGAAAUAUGUCCCUAUCUUUCCAGAUCUUAAACUUGCUAAUGGAUCAAACAAAAAGAUUUAUUCAAAGUUCCGUGCUAUUUACAUUUCCCUCAGCUUAUGUUCAAUAUCACUGAUACUCUAUCAUAUGAGUCGUCAUCAAAAAAAUUUGAUGAUAAUUCAUCACUAUUUUGAUUUUGAUGAAGUCACGAGCUUCGUUUUAAGGUAUCAGUUCGUUAAAAUUGGUUAUGUUGUCUGAUCGUCCAGGUGAGUGUAGUCCUGACGACCCUGGGGACUGUUGUCGGUAGUAGUGACUGACGUUUUGACAAACUCAGCAGAAUUCAAAAUCAGACGGUCCAUUGAAGAGUUGUUGCCAGUCGAUUGUUUUAUGUCCGGUUUGCACACCCUGAUAGAAUAAGUAGAGAACUUUAAGGUGGGUUUUUAGUUGAUGUAAUUCAUCGCACGUUUCUAUAACCCUGUUAUGUUAUUUCAGGUUGCGCUGGAAUCCAGCACAGCUUCCCUUUCACCGAAAGCACCUGAAGAAACAGCUUCAAAUAAUUUCUCAAAAGAAGCUUUGAAAGUUACAAUCCUAGCAGACGAGUGGAAUUCACUAAAAGGUGGAUUAUCGACGUUUAACAGAGAACUUGCUAUUCAUUUAGCAAGCCGUUCCGAUACUCAAGUCACUGUCUUUGUUCCUCACGGUGCAUGUGGAGAGGAAGAAAAAGAAGCAGCUGCGAAAGAUUGUGUUACUAUUAUUGAGGCAGAAAAACUUAUUGCAUGCUCUCCUUCCGAACAAUUGUUUUUUCCACCGAAAGACCUUCGAAUCGAUGUAGUAAUUGGUCAUGGCGUGAAGCUUGGUAAACAGGCGCAGAAGAUUAGAAAAUCUCAUGGCUGCAAGUGGGUUCAAGUAGUGCACACUGCUCCGGAUGAACUCGGUAUGUACAAGGACUAUCCGGAAGCUAUCGCACGCAGUGAAGAAAAGAACCAGGAUGAGGUUAGUCUAUGCAAAAUAGCUGAUCUUGUCAUGGCAGUUGGGCCUAAAUUGAAAGGUUUCUACUCCAAUCAUCUACGCUCUGUCAACGAAGACCAAAAUGUUGUGGAAUUUACACCGGGAAUUAUGAGAGAUUUAACUAAUGUUAAGCAGUCGCCCAACGAGAAUGACGUGUUUCAGGUCCUAAUGUUUGGGCGUGGUGACGAGGAAGACUUCAAGCUAAAAGGCUACGAUAUUGCUGCUGGGGCAUUUGCAAGUCAUGAGCUGAAAAACGAUUCCUAUCAUCUCACGUUCGUUGGAGCGGCCCCACGAAAGCAAGAGGAAUUUGCAGCAAAGGUUCUCCAACAUGGCAUUUCUGAAAACCAGCUGUCUGUCAAAGAAUAUAUAAAGGAUAGAAAUCGAUUAAAAGAGCUGCUUCUUCGUAUGGAUCUGGUGAUCAUGCCUUCAAGGACGGAGGGAUUUGGACUCACUGCUCUCGAGGCCUUAUCCGCUGGUUUGCCCGUUCUUGCUGGCCAUAACUCAGGCUUUGCAAAAGCGAUGCAGGAGGUAGAAUUUGGAGAACUCUGUGUAGUUAACUCCGAUAAUCUCGAAGACUGGUCAAAAGCGAUCAAGAAGGUCCGUCAAAAGGAGAGAAGAAAGCGGCUUCAAGAGAUGCAACGACUGCGGGAAUCUUAUGGACAGAAGUACAGCUGGGAGGAACAAUGCAAGAUUCUUGUAAGGGAGAUGAAGAGAAAAGUUUUUGGUAGGCAGGUUCUUUUUUUCCUUUCUAUCCUUGGUUUAUUCAAAUCUUUGACAAUUGAAGCAAUGAUUUUUUUUUUUGAGUCUGCUUUUUAUUUCUUUUUCUCUUUUGCUGUUCAUUUAUUCGUUUUUCUCGUCAUUCAUUUAUUAAUUCCUUGAUUUAUCUAUUUAUUUAUUUAUUCAUUCACUCCUAACUCUUUCUCCUUCCUUCUUUCCUUCAUUCAUGUCUUCCUACCUUUCUCUCUUUCUUCUUUCCUUCAUUCAUGUCUUCCUACCUUUCUCUCUUUCUUCUUUCCUCUUUCCUGCCGGCUAUUCCAUCAUCUCUUUACCAAUAUUUCUACUACUACUAGAAAAUCAACUUACAUUCUCUAAAAUUGCAGAUUUAAGCCUUUAAUUACUCUUAUACUUUUCAGCGUAGAACCUCAGUACAUCGAUAAUAAACCUAUCAAGACACCGUGAGAAACAACAUGGUUAUUGAACUCAGAAUUGUUUACUACUGAAGAAGCUUGACGAUUAACGUCUUUCUUAAAUUUUUUAUUUCAUUAUAUUAGCCAGGAAAACGUUUGCUCAAACCAAGAUUUGUAAGAUCAUCAGAUUUAGAUGUACAUAUUCUAGUUUUGAUAUAAAUUUCCUCGUAGUGCAAUACUGAAGUUUAAAAGUCACAUGUUUCACCUAGAGACCGAACCAACAGUUUAGAAGAGGGUAUGUUACUCGUAGACACUAAAUGGACAUUAUAUUUGUUGUCACUUCCUGACUUUUUUUGACGACAAAGCUAUGCAACUUUAUCUUAUUUGAGCUAAAAAGCUUUUCUCCAUGGACACGAACUAUUCUUGCUGCGUGAGAAUCCAUCACAUCUGCGUGGAGAAUUGUGACUCAGAGACGCGAAGAUGUGAUAUAAUGUUCUAGUAGUGGAGCAAUUUUCAGAUAAGUGUCGACAGUUAUCCGGGAGUUAUCCUUCAACGUGCCCUGUGAUUGGCUUAGACAACUCACGGCAACUGAUUUUAACCAAUAAAAUGCAAACCAAAAACCAUCGCUACUUAGUCACUGACGUUUUCGGUCAGGUAGUUUUCCUUCAAGUAGUUUGCGUGUUUUUUAUUUUAUUUUCGUUACUUUGAGUUUAUGACGAUUUCUUGAGAUCAUUUUUUUUUCUGCUUUGAUCGACGGUCAUGAUUAGACACCGGAACGAAAAGCGCUCCAAGAAUAAUAGGAAUUGUUUUACCACGAGAAAUUUACGAUGAUUUGUUCGAACCUCCAUCGACCUUACUGUGAAACUAUGUAGUACUUAAUCGUUCAACAAGCAAGAACUCGAGCAAAUCAACGAUUUUAAAGCUAAGUCUGUUAACGCCCAUCAAAGAAGAUAACAAAACACGGCUACUUUGAUGCAUAAAAUUGAAACAAAUACUUGGUGACUCACACUUUUAAGGUUGCAAAAAUAUGUUAUCGAGAAUUUGAAGAUUAUAGCAUUCUUUAUCCUUAGUUAUCUAUGUCGUUUUCUAGACCAGCACACUUUAGUUGACACCCUAGUGAUGUUUUGGACAACAUCUAUGGGAAUAUGCCCGACCAGCCGGGAAAAAACGUGAUUCUCUAAAGUAUGAGACAAUUGUAUAACAACAAUAAGACAUGCUUUUGUAAAUCCGUUGGAAAAUAUAAUCUUUCAAAUAAACAUACUGCCAUC
Messenger RNA from Pocillopora meandrina, 20929 nucleotides. The record is from the annotation of a GenBank genome assembly. NCBI's taxonomy places the organism in Eukaryota, Metazoa, Cnidaria, Anthozoa, Scleractinia, Pocilloporidae.